CACCGGCGAAAAAGAGAAAACGAUGGGGAAAUCUACAGAGAUUCCGGCGACAUCGAGGUAUCUUAAAAAGGAAGAGAAAGCUGUUAAAUCACAGAAACCUCCUUUCAGACCUGCCGUCGAUGACACCAAACCUGUCCUUCAGGACCCCAUUUUGAGGUCGGAUCCAAUGGAGACAGAAGAAGCUGUGCUGAGAUUGCCCACUUUCCCAGUGAUGAUGAGACCAUCUGAAUCGUAACGAGCUUUAAGAGCAGAAAAGUGUAGUUCAGCACACCAGAGCGAGUGAGUUUCCAAAAACAAGACUCAAAAGCAUUCCUUGUCCCAUACACCAUUACUAUCACAUAUGACAUAUGCAAAACUUAAUGAUGUAAAAUUGGUUUCCUGUAACGAAAGAGACGCUUUGUUACCAUCGAUCGAAAAUGUUGUUGUUUUCCAAGUUUCUAAACUGAUA
Molecule: messenger RNA, 448 nt
Organism: Eutrema salsugineum
Lineage: Eukaryota; Viridiplantae; Streptophyta; Magnoliopsida; Brassicales; Brassicaceae
Exons: 3
Coding region: 23-235 (70 amino acids)
Source: RefSeq, a predicted model, not a curated record